AUGAAUCGUUUGGAUGAUCCAUCUAAUUUCAUAAAAGGUCGCAAACCAACUUUUAUUGGAAUGAACGGUGGACCAGAAACUGAUGAUCAGCAACGUGCACGCUUCCAAGAACCAGAGUACGCAAAAUACUUAAAGUAUCCCAUGUGCUUGUACUUUCUUGACCUUCUCCAAUACGAACAUUUUAGACGCGAAGUAGUUAACUCACAGUGCACGAAAUUCAUUGAUGAUCAGCAAAUAUUACUCUGGCAACAUUAUACCCGUCGUCGUACAAGGUUACUGCAAACUGCCAGUGAACAAACUCAACAACAUGUCACACAAAAUAAUGGAAUAGUUCAACCUAAAGUUCCUUAA
Cotesia congregata is the source of this 351-nucleotide messenger RNA. Lineage: Eukaryota; Metazoa; Arthropoda; Insecta; Hymenoptera; Braconidae. The record is from the annotation of a GenBank genome assembly.